Molecule: messenger RNA, 901 nt
Organism: Hypanus sabinus (Atlantic stingray)
Lineage: Eukaryota; Metazoa; Chordata; Chondrichthyes; Myliobatiformes; Dasyatidae
Product: E3 ubiquitin-protein ligase RNF138-like
Exons: 4
Coding region: 164-901 (245 amino acids)
Biological process (GO): ubiquitin-dependent protein catabolic process; protein polyubiquitination
Molecular function (GO): ubiquitin protein ligase activity
Source: RefSeq, a predicted model, not a curated record
UUCUGUUGACUGUGAGCUGAGAACUGGGUGUUGGCAAGGGUAAGACCGACGUCAGUCUACCAGAAAAACAUAUAAAUGGGAAUUCCCCUCGGGUGCCGUGAAAUAGAUUGCCGCUCUUCCACUUUCGGUUACUUCUUCCUUUCCCCCGAGCCAGUGCGCCUGGAUGGCGAGCAGGCAAAACCACGGCGAGAGCCCAGCUCUGCAGGAAUCAAAGGAAUUCGAAUGCCCCGUGUGCCUACAAGUCCUGGAGAGACCGGUGCGGACCCAGUGCGGACACAUAUUUUGCGAAUGCUGCCACCACAAUAAUUUCACAUUAAAUGGUGGGAAAUGUCCAUUGUGCCGUGGAGUGACUUCUCACAGGGAGCCAUUCGCCACAGACGUCGAGACGCGAUUGAGGUCUACGAAAGCCAAGUGCCAAGAUUGUGGCUCUGAGAUGUACUUGAUCUUCAUGAGGAAGCACGUGAAAGUCUGCUCAAAGGUCCUGGAAGAUCCUAACCAAUUGACUAACACCUGCACUCAGCCCACAGCAAGACAUGCCACACCCAGUACCCUUCAACCAAUCAGAUCAACAGAGAUGCUGCCAACAUACAGUUGUCCUUAUUGCCAUGCGAGGGAUUAUGAUGAGAUCAGUUUAAUUCAACACUGCCAAACAGUUCAUUACCUGGAUCAUCAGCGAGUGGUAUGUCCUUCAAUAUUUUAUUGUUCUAACAAAGCAUUCAGAAUUGCAGUCAUAGUUAAGACAACAUGGCCCAACCAGUCCAUGCUGACCCCAAUGCCCACCCAGCUAGUUCCAAUUUUCUGUCUCCAGCUCAAGCCCUCUAAGUCCCGCCCCUCCAUGUAUCUGUUCAAUUGCUUCUUACUGUAUGGAAUCAAAAACAUGCAACAUGCUAUGCAGAGUUGA